AUGUUUCUCCAGCGCACUGCCUUCGCCGUUGCAAGGCGCACGCCCAUCAGGGCCAUCGCCAAGCGCCCGUUCUCCUCGUCGAUUAUCCGCUGCGAGAAGUCGAAAUACGAGGUCGACAAGCCCGGCAAGAUCGUCUCCUUCGAUGAGGUGAAGACGGAAGAGGACCUCCUCCCCCCUGGUGCUAAGCCCGGAACCAUUCCUACCGAUCUCGACCAGGCCACCGGUCUCGAGCGUCUGGAGUUGCUCGGAAAGAUGCAGGGCAUUGAUAUCUUUGACAUGAGGCCUCUGGAUGCCUCCCGAAAGGGAACCCUCGACAACCCCAUCAUUGUCAACGGCGCCGGUGAUGAGCAGUAUGCUGGAUGCACUGGCUACCCCGCUGACUCUCACGUCGUCAACUGGCUGACGGUCUCUCGUGAGCGCCCUAUCGAGCGCUGCAUGGAGUGCGGCAAUGUCAUCAAGUACAACUACGUUGGCCCGGAGGAGGACCCCCACGCCCACGACCACGGCCACCACCACCAGACCCACGAGGACCCCAAGACUUUCGCCGACUACGUUAAGCCUGAGUACUGGUACCGAUAA
Molecule: messenger RNA, 579 nt
Organism: Paecilomyces variotii
Lineage: Eukaryota; Fungi; Ascomycota; Eurotiomycetes; Eurotiales; Thermoascaceae
Product: putative cytochrome c subunit VB
Exons: 6
Coding region: 1-579 (192 amino acids)
Biological process (GO): mitochondrial electron transport, cytochrome c to oxygen
Cellular component (GO): mitochondrial envelope
Source: RefSeq, a predicted model, not a curated record